Kwoniella botswanensis is the source of this 921-nucleotide messenger RNA. RefSeq lists its product as uncharacterized. The record is from RefSeq and is a predicted model, not a curated record. The transcript has 8 exons. NCBI's taxonomy places the organism in Eukaryota, Fungi, Basidiomycota, Tremellomycetes, Tremellales, Cryptococcaceae. The coding region runs from base 1 to 921 and encodes 306 amino acids.
AUGUCCCAUCAGUACGGCAACACUUACGCCGAUCCGUACAACCAGCAACCACAAGGGUAUUACCACAACAACGACGGUUAUGACGAAACUCAACAACACCCUCCUCCUUUCCAAAAUGAAGGCUAUACCUAUAGCAAUGACUCCAACCCAUACGGUGAAGAACCUCGAUACCCCUCAUACCCCGCUGACCCGUCGGUAGGCGAUUAUCAACCCAACUCAAGUACCGAGAAAAUGAACGAUGAGGCGCAAUAUCAAGAGAACACCCAGAGAGCACAACCGGGUCGAUCAGGACUAAGGCGACCUCCUGUGUCUAUCGCUGAGAUGGGACCACCCCCUAGGAGUACGGGUAUCUUGCGGAUGUGGAGGAAAGAUGAAAGGGGUAAACAAUGGUCAAGGGGUGGUGGUGUACGGAUGUCAUUGAGGCUAUGUUGCUGCUGUUUCACCAUUGGUAUCAUCUUGGUUUAUAUCCGACCCCCAAGUUUCGCUCUUAAUAGCGUGAACAUCGGCUCUUCGCCCGUCUCUCUUACCACCAAUGGUCUCACUGUCAGCUUUGACCUCAGUAUCAGUGUUGCCAAUCCCAAUUGGUUCAAUGCGGAUUUCAAGGAAAUCACCGCGACGGCGCAGUAUCCUGGUAACAACACCAACACCUUUGGAGGGGUGAGUUUGUGUGAGGUUCAACAGCAGCUGACAAUCAGUUACACUUUGGCCAAGGACCCCAAUCAGGUCAUCCUCAAGGAUCUGAUCAGUGGUACUAAACAAGAUAUUACAGUAGACUACGACCUCUAUCUCAAAUUAAAGAUCCUCGGGGUCACAGUCAGUCCCACUAUCAGCAACAGCGCAAGUUUCGAAUGUCCUAUCACCGCUUCCGAUAUUCAGUCGAUCAUUGGAAGUGAUUCCUUGUCUGGUCUGAUCGGGUCCUAG